AUGACCAUCGCGGUCCUGACGGCCUCGACGACCAAAACAAAGCGCCGCGAACCGCUGAGGACAAUCGGUAUGGCGGCUACUCAGGCGCAAUCGCGUGCUGGGGGUGCUGGAAAGGGUGGUGGGGAACAGAAACGCACGCGACUGAGCGCGAGCAAGCAGAAUCUAGAGGAGAUUUCGAAUAAUGAGUCGAAGCGGAAAGCGGGUUACGAUGAGGAUGCGGAUGGAUUUCAGUUUUCGCUAUUACCUUCGAAGAAACCGAAGCCGUCGGUUGAAGUAGCGCCUCGACUUGCUCAUUCGGAUGUGGAAAAUACGACUCCGAAACCAUCGCCGAGGAGGGGACGACCGCCAAAGAAGAGAGUGGAGGAGAACGCGGGUCCAGCAAAGGGGAAAACUGCAGAGCUACCGACAAGGAGGCCAACGAGGGGAUCUUUGCGAGCGCCAGACGCGGAGCCAGAAUCACAUGCCGAACCUGCGACGCGCUCAUCACGGAAUCGGGAUGGUCACGAAGACCAGCCGUUGGAGAGGAAGAAAAAGAGGGGACGCCCGGCGAAGGCAAAGAUGAAUGAAUCAAACGGCUAUCACUCACCGGAGCAACCUCCUGCAGGCAUCAAGGUGGCUCUGCCGACGGCCGAUACGCCGGUUAUCCAGCGCAAUAAGGAGUUUAGAGGAGCGAAAUCGAGCAAGGGUGGACGACGAAGCAGUCUGCAAAUGCGUGGACGAAGAGCCAGUGACUUGAUUGAUUCGGGGACAUCGAAUGGUAGGACAAUCCGCAUGGAAGACGGACAUUUCUUGUUCAACCGACAAGGAAAACGAAAACUGACAUGGUUUCUUCUAGCCUUGCCCCAUCGAGAAGUGAGCACGGCGGACUUUUAUAAACACAUUGCCGAUGAAGGGCUUCCCGAGCCGCGCAGGAUGCGGCAGCUUCUCAUUUGGUGCGCGACUCGUGCGUUGCCUGACAAGCCCUCCGGGUCACACUCCGAGGAGAUCAGUGCACGCUUAGCAGCUCGGGCGAUUCAAGAGGAGAUCUUAAAGGAAUUCUCAUCCAACUCCGACUUAUCCAAUUGGUUCAGUCGUGAGGACGUGAGCCCUCCAACGGUGGUCGUGAAGAAGCCGAAUCCGAGGAACGUGCAGAAUACGGAUAAGAUCAAGGAGUUGGAGGAGCAAAUACAGAAACUCCAAAAAGAGAGGCAUGCUCUGAACGCACUUCUCAAACAGCCUCCGAUCCCGCGCAUCGAUGUUGAAUCACCCAAGAAAUCUCCUAAGAGAUCCCCUCGAUCAAAACGCCAACUCGAGAAAUCCACCCACGACGAAAUCAACACCUCCCUCCUUGACCCCUCACAACAAGCCAUCUACGCCACUCUCAAUCCCCCAUCCUCUUCCGCAGCAUCUCAAUCACAAUCACGAGGAGACGCUGCUUCCUCAACACAACCACCCCUACCACCCUCCACCGUCUCAGCCCGUCUCUCCCGAAUCACAACAGGUCUUGCACCAACACUCGAUGCCUUGGCUGCAGGAGUCCACGACAUCGAACUAUACCGCUCCACGGCAGACGCCGUUUCUUCGCGGAUACUGCAUAUCUGUGCGGAACGCCUUGAAGAGCGCGACGCGCAGAAUACACAGCAACGACUCGCCAUUGAAGGGGAUGACAGCGAUCCGCGCACACCGAGAGUAUCACGAUCCCGACCACGGGAGGAUCUGGGCCUUAUACUCGGAGCACUUAGUCGUGUUGAGAGGCGAUAA
Penicillium cataractarum is the source of this 1740-nucleotide messenger RNA. Its product is annotated as Mis12-Mtw1 family protein. NCBI's taxonomy places the organism in Eukaryota, Fungi, Ascomycota, Eurotiomycetes, Eurotiales, Aspergillaceae. Gene Ontology annotation, cellular component: MIS12/MIND type complex. The transcript has 4 exons. Bases 1 to 1740 code for a protein of 579 amino acids. The record is from RefSeq and is a predicted model, not a curated record. Gene Ontology annotation, biological process: cell division; mitotic sister chromatid segregation.